GCAAGAUGGAGGCCGCGCCGAGGCCACCGCCUGGGCCCGGGCAGCCGCCGCGCCCGGUACCGCCGAGCCCCGGCGCCUAGGCCUAGCCAUCCGGACCGCUGCUCGCCCGGCCCAGCUCGCACCCGGGGCCGGCGGCCGGUCCCGCCCCCGGCACCAUGCUGCCCUCGCAGGAGGCCUCCAAGCUGUACCACGAGCACUAUAUGCGGAACUCGCGGGCCAUCGGCGUGCUGUGGGCCAUCUUCACCAUCUGCUUCGCCAUCAUCAACGUGGUGGUCUUCAUCCAGCCCUACUGGGUGGGCGACAGCGUGAGCACUCCCAAGCCUGGCUACUUCGGCCUCUUCCACUACUGCGUGGGCAGCGGGCUGGCGGGCCGCGAGCUCAUCUGCCAGGGCUCCUUCACCGACUUCAGUACCAUCCCGUCAGGCGCCUUCAAGGCGGCCGCCUUCUUCGUGCUGCUCUCCAUGGUGCUGAUCCUCGGCUGCAUCACCUGCUUUGCCCUCUUCUUCUUCUGCAACACGGCCACGGUCUACAAGAUCUGCGCCUGGAUGCAGCUCUUGGCAGGUUUGGUUUCCUCGUCAGUAAAACAAUGGAGAGGAUUACAGAGGACAAAGGAAAGAGGAUCUGGUUCUUUGAGGGGAAGAGGAUUGUCAGAUGUGAGGGGUCUCUCCACCUUCCUGCAUGGUAUCCAGAGAGGUGACAGUGUGUGUUUCCAUCUAUUUUUCAUCCGGAGUCAAGCUGGAAAGGAUAUGCUCACCUGGAGCCCCCUGUUCAUCAGCCUGAAUUUGGAGUCUGCAGAUGGGUUGUUGACCUUGUGGCCUUCAAAUUCUCUGUAAUCCCUGUGGAAUUAAUCUUAGGGAUUUAAUGAAAUGUUCAAUAACCUUCAUGUAGCCAUUGGAUUUCAGAGACCUUAGCCAUCAGCUCCUUCAAAUUCUGCCCAAAUUCUCUCCCCUUACAGCAAGAGAGGAAACUGAGUGUAGAGAGUGAAGGGGUCACUCAGCCUCACACAGCCAGCAAGGAAGGAAUCAUAUUGAAAGUGCCAGCUUUCCUAACAUUGGCCUGGAGCACUUUCCCUUCAAUUACUUCCCCUGCCCUGAGGGUUGAGGGUCAGAGUUGAACAGUUUAUUUUAUUUUGCUUAGAGAUUUCUGAGUUCUCUGGCUUAGUGUCUGAUUUACUGUGCUUCAUAGAGUAAAUAUGCUUAAUAGGCACAGGACAGGGCACAGGGCACUGGGAUGGAAAUUGUGACUCACUCCUCCUGUGUCUCACCAUAUACCAUAAGACUUUUUAGUUAAAUCUCAGUUUUCCCAUCUGUACAGUGGGGGUGUGGGGAGUUGGGGAUUAGUUGACCUGAAGUGCCCUUUUCAGCCUUGUGGGCUCCUCACACCACUCUUUCAUCAAAUCCAUUCCACUGAGAAAGUGAGCUUCCAAGGAAUUGCAGAGAAGCAAAGGGCUUCAUUUGUGUCUCAUGAGAAUUCAAAUGCCUGUCAUGUGAUUCUUGUUUCUUUGAACUUUUAUUUCGUAUUUGAGUGCAGAAUACUGGACCACUGGGAAAAUACAAAGAGAUAUCAUUUAUUUGUUUAUUCCUCACUGUUCUGUGGUCAUAGAGCUGGAUGCUACAGUACUGACACACGUAAGCUAUCACCUCUGACCCAAGAACCUGAAGUCUAUAAAAUACAGUCCCUACCCCUAGGAAACUGACCAUCAUGCUGGGUCACUGUGUUUAUCAGUAAUCUUCCAGUGACAAGUGGAAAACUCAAUGUAAACUUGCUUAAGUAAAUGAAAAUAAAAUAGAGGGUAGAGUUUUUUGAUUCAUAUAAUUUGAAGGCCCAGUGUGAGACCACAGGCAUGCAUAGAUCCAGAAGCUCAAAUAAUGUCAUGAAGAAUCUGUCUUCAUUUUUUAUUCCUCUUGUUCACUCAUGUUAAGUCCAUUUCCCUUUUGAAGGUGACAAAUAGGGCCAUUGGAAGCUCUGGACUUACACUGCUUUGACUUAUGUUACAUAGCAAUACCUGUGGAAGAAACAUGAUUCUAGUGAAAUUGGAAUGUUGACCAGCAUUUGCCAAAUGUCCACUUUUUUCCUUUUUGUACUGGGGAUUGAACUCAUGGUCUCCACGCUGACAUACAUUCCCGGUGCUUUUCACUUGUUAUUCUGAGACAGGGUCUCAUUAAGUUGCCCAGGCAGGACUCAAACUUGUUUCCCUUUGGCCUCAACCCCUGUGUACUGGGAUUAUAGGUGUAUGAAACUGUACCCAGCUGCCAAGGGUCUCCUCUUGGUAAGUCAUGGUGAUGUAGUCUAAGGCCUGAGCCAGGUGCCCUUCUCAGAUAGUGAAGGAAGGUCAGUUCCCACAAAGGUACAUUUUGGGCGAUGACCAGAAGAGGGGCACUGUGGGUAGGGAACCUGCAGCACUACACCUGCCUGUGGAAACCCAGAGCAAGAGAGGACUGUGGCUUGGGGAGAAUGAGGCAGUGCUGACAGGUGUGGGUGUGGGAGAGGUAGGUCGAGGGCAAGGAACAGAGGGGAGGAGGCCACCUUGGGCUUGAGUGUGGGGUCUAUUCAGGGGAGCAUCAGGGGAAGGCAGGAAGGGGAUGAGAAGGAACAAGGGCCUCAGUGUACCUGGCCGAGAGAGUUUGGACUUCAAUCAGCAGGCAGUCAGAAGCUACUAUAGCUGUUACUAUUACUCAAGAGAAGUGAUUAAUGUAUUCUGAGCCCUUACUACAUCUAAACAUUUGACACACAGAAUGUUAUUUAAUCCUUACAAGAAUGCUAUGGAAGAGGCAGUGUUGUCCUAUUAUAUACAUGAGAACAGCCUCAGAAGGGAGAGCCUCAUCUGUCCAAGCUCACAUGGGAGAGUGGUGGAGCCAGAGUUGUAGCUUGGUCUUCCUGACUCUAAAGCCAAGUUUGUGGUUCAGACAGGACUGAUGGGGAGGAUGGUGGCGGGGCCUUGCUGCCAGGAUGCUGAGUGGAGGCUGAAGAGUUGGUGGCCAUCUAUGGAGCGGGGCUCAAAUUUUCAGGGUUCCUCAGGGCAUCUCAGCUACUCUUUCACCUGUUUGCUUGAGUUUUUUGAGGGCACACAGGGUGCCAGCCUCCACAUCUUGCUCCAAGGCCACACCACUUGUCCAGGAGAGGAUGGAGCUGGAACUCAGUACAAGUUGACAUGGCUCUGGAGCCUGUUCUUGCCACUGAGCCAGAACCUGGAAGUGAAUCCAUGACAAGUCAUGGCCAACUCUCCAUGUGUUGAUGACAUGUGGGCUGGCAAGGUCAGCCAAGGGCAGACCCCCACCCCCACCCCAGCACAGGUCAGCUACAGCCUCGGGAGGCUGAGAGGGUGCAGUGGGGGCUCUGCCACUGCUUCACUGUGUGGUUUUGAAUAAGUGUGCCUGCCUUUCUGAUCUGUUUCCUCAUCUGUGAAAUCAUUGAAAGCUCUAAAAGGUUUGCCAGCACUGGCCUAGAGUAAUUUAGAGCACAUCCACAUUCUCCAUUUUCUUAGGUCUUGUUUCAGAUUCAGAUUUUACCUAUCUAGUAAACUUUGUUGUAUGGGCUGGGGAUUUAGCUCAGUGGUUCCAGCGCCUGCCUUGCAAGCACAAGGUCCAGAGUUUGAUCCCCGGUAACUUCGUUGUAUGUGCAUGACACUGCUAAGCACAGUGAGGACAUUUUUUUUCUCCUCCUUUCUCUUCCUCUCUCCCUCCCUUUUUCUUCUUUUCUCAGCCUCUUCCUUCCUUCCUUCCUUUUUCCCUCCUUCCUCUUCCCUUCCGGCCUUCCUACAUUUUUGCUCCUCUCUCUCCCUCUCUCCAGGAACCCCUUCAUUUCUUUCUCACAUCACCCCUUUCCUGAAGGCCUUCCGGUGUGUCAGCCCUGUGCCUGGCUCCAGGAAUCCUGAGUACAAGAGCUUGCUGCUUGGUGCUAGGAGUCUAUGCAGGAGAGGCAAACAGCAGAUCUGAGUGCUAUGGAACAUGCAAUGCCUGAGUCCUAUGCAGGGUGCUCUGGGACAUGGAGGGGUUUCUAACACAGCCAAGGAUAGCCGGAGGGUCUUCCCAAAAGGGCAACAAAAUUAGAGCUGAAUCUUUUUUUUUUUUUUUUUGUGGUACUGGCAGUUGAACUCAGGACCUUCGCACCCAGUUAUAUACUCAGCCUUCCUUCUACUUUUUAUUUUUAUUUGUUUAUUUAUUUUUCAGUCAUGUUCUUGCUAAUUUUCCAGGCUGGGCUUGAAUUUGUACUUCUCCUGCCGCACCCUCCCUCAGGACUGGGAUUACAGGUGUGUGCCAGCACACUUGGCUUGAACAAUGCUUUUUUACAUAAACAGUGUAGAGUGUUAGUUGUCUAUUGGUCCAUAACAACUUGCCACAAAGCCUACUUGUGGCCAAAAGCAACUAGCAUUUAUUAUGUUUCCUUCUUUGUCUUCUCAUGUAUUCUCUUGUUUUUUUACCAGUGGUGAUUGAAUUUAGGGGCACUCUCUCACUCAGCUACUCCCCAGCCCUUUUUAUUUUUUAUUUUAUUUAUUUAUUUACUUAUCUAUCUAUUUAUUUAUUUAUUUAUUUUGGUACCAGGGAUGGAACUCAGGACCUUGUGCUUGUGAGGCAGGUGACAGAACCCCUGAGCUAAAUCCCCAGCCCUUAUUUUUGUUUUGAGACAAGGUCUUGGUAAAUUGCUCAGGUGGGAUUCGAACUUGUGAUCCUCCUGCCUCAGCCUCUCUCUAUUUUGGGAUCACAGGUGUGUGUCACCAUGCCCCCUUAUUCCUGUUUCUGGGAGUCACAGGAAUUUGGGAGCCGCUUAGAAUGGGAAUGGGGGGUACUGAUUCAGGAUCUCUUGUGAAGUUGCAAGCAAGACUUUAGCUGGGGCUAUAGUUGUCAGAAGUUCACUAAGUGCGUUCUCCUGAGUGUUGGCAGACCUCAGAAUGCGUGAUCUGAGAGAGAAAUCAAAUGGAAGAAACCACAAUGCCUGCCUCCCACUUUGAGCAACAACUUUAUUGAGAUAUAAUUCAUAUGCCAUGAAGUGUGCACAUCUAAAGUGAACAGUUCAAGGUUUUAGUGUAUUCAUACAACCAUUGCCACCAUCAAUUUUAAGCUAUUUUCAUCAUCUUGAGAAGAAACUUUGUACUAACCCUUUAGCUAUCACCCUGUAAUUCCUGACCACCUGUUCUCCCUGGUCCCACACAAGCACUAACUUGCUAUCUUACGCUAUACGUUGCCCAUUCUGGACAUUUCAUAUAAUGAGACCAGAUAAUACAUGGUCUUUGUGACUGGCCUCUUAGCACAGAGUUUCAAGGCUCAUUCAUGUUGUAAUGUGUGUCAGAAUUUCAUUCCUUUUUUGCCAAAUAACCUUCCAUUGUAUGGCUGUACCGCACUUGGGUUACCCAUUUAUCACCGGAUGGACAUUUGGGUUGUUCUCACCUUUUAGCUAUUGUGAAUAGUGCAGUGAGUUACUGUAUGAGUUUUUGUGUUGACACAACUGGUGUAUGUGUGAGGGUGUGUGGCACUGGGCAUUGAACCCAGGCCCUCAGGCUAGGCCAGACCUCUACCACUGAGUUCCAUGCCCAACCCCUUAAGUUAACUUUUGUCUGUUAUAAGUAUGGGCCCAUCUUCAUCUGGCUCCAGUUGUCCAAGCACCAGUUAUUGAAAAGAUCAUCUUUUCUCCACUGAAUGAUCUUGGUAUCCUUGUCAAAAGUCAGUUGGCCGGGCUUGGUGGCACAUGCCUAUAAUCCCAGCACUCAGGAGGCUGAGGCAGGAGGAUUGCUGUGAGUUUGAGAUCAGCCUGGGCUACAUAGUGAGACCCUGUCUCAAAACAAACAAACAAACAAACAAAAAGCCAAAAACGUCAUUUGACCUAGAUGUCUGGGUUAAAUUCAGGACUCAGUUCUAUUCCUCUGAUAGAUGUUUAUGGUGGAACCAGACUGUCCUUAUUAUUAUUGCACUGUAGUCAGUUUUGAAAGCAGGAGUACGAGUGCUUUAACAUCAUUCUUCUGGCCAUCACACUGCCUUUAAUGUCCUGCCCUCAGACAGCACAUACCAUCCCUUCUGCCACAUUAUCUUGGUAGAAAUGAGUUACUAAACCCAGUCAUAGUCAAGGAGAGAAGAACUAGGCUCCUCCUCUAACAGAGAAUUUGUGGACAUGUUUCCAAACCACCAUGAACAGGUAACGUACUAAACACUUGGCCAUAUGUCUUGCUGUUUUUAUUCAAUAAUACAUCUUGGAGAUUGUUCAAUAUUAGUGGAUAAAGACUACUUCUUUCUUAACAGCUCUAUAAUAAACUUUCGUAUAGAUGCAUAA
Molecule: messenger RNA, 6261 nt
Organism: Heterocephalus glaber (naked mole-rat)
Lineage: Eukaryota; Metazoa; Chordata; Mammalia; Rodentia; Bathyergidae
Gene: Lhfpl4
Product: LHFPL tetraspan subfamily member 4
Biological process (GO): gamma-aminobutyric acid receptor clustering; sensory perception of sound
Cellular component (GO): inhibitory synapse; postsynaptic membrane; plasma membrane
Molecular function (GO): GABA receptor binding
Source: RefSeq, a predicted model, not a curated record